Cylindrotheca closterium is the source of this 3990-nucleotide messenger RNA. Lineage: Eukaryota; Bacillariophyta; Bacillariophyceae; Bacillariales; Bacillariaceae. The record is from the annotation of a GenBank genome assembly.
AUGGUGGGAUGUUGCAGACCUUCCGACAAAAAGCAAAAGGAUGAAGUUAAAGCACCGUUAGCAACACUAUCUGAAGUUUUCAGCUUCGCAGAGACACCUCGAGUCAAAUUAUUGAUGGUCGCAGGUUGUAUUUCUGCUUCUUUGGGUGGUCUUUGUGUGCCAGCCAUGGCAUGGGUAUUUUCAGAUUCGUUCACAGACCUAACAGCAUCACCUGAUGAUGAAGAGUUCAUGUCACAAAUAGGAGGGCUAUCAGUGAGAUUUGUCAUAGUAGGAAUCCUGAUGUUCUUUUUCAUGACACUUCAUGGAACGCUCAUCGACACUGCUGCUAAUGAGAUGACAAACUCGUUCAAGACCCAAUGGUUCAAGAGCCUAUUACGGCAAGAUAUGACUUACUUUGACAUUAUGGAUAUCAGUGGGACGGCCACUAUCAUUGGGGUCAAUGGGAUGAAAUACAAGCAGGGGAUGGGGAUCAAACUGGGAGAAGGUAUUCAGUUUUUCUUCACGCUAAUUGGGGGCAUCACCUUUGCCAUAUGGUCGUCCUGGAGAGUGACCCUAGUCAUGAUUGUGUCCGUACUUCCAAUCAUGGCACUGAGUGUGUUCAGCUUGAUGAAAAUGAAUCAGACACAAAGUGCUCGGGCAGAGGAAAGUUACGCCAAGGCGGGAUCGAUUGUACACACUUCCGUAACUUCGAUUCGGACUAUUCUGUCCAUGAAUGGAGUCGAGGAAAUGAUUCAACGAUUCACGGUGGCUACCCAAGAGGCAUUUGAAGGUGCCUCGAGUCAAGUCAUUUAUGUGGGAGCGGCAAACGGUGCUGUCAUGGGAAGUCUCAUGCUGUGCUACAUUCCACUGGUCUUGUAUGGAGGCUACCUUGUAUAUGAGGGGAUCCGAGAAUCAGGAUGCGAUCCUUCUGGUGCUGUAUCAUCCAAUGUGGAAUGUACGCCUUCUGCUUCGGGAGUGUUUGGUGCCAUGCUUGGUGUGACCUUUGGGAGCGCAGCAUUGCCACAAGUUUUGGGUGCCAUUCAAGAGAUGAUAGCAGUUCGGGCCGCGAUCUAUCCCGCAAUUCAAGUCAUGAAUCGAAAGACGAAAGAAGAAGAAGACGAGAGCGACUACGAGAAGGAUAAGACAUCCAUUACCUUGCCAGAAUCCAACCCCUUGCCAGAAUAUCAAAUCGAUUCAUCGUCAAAUCUUGGAUUGAAAUUAUCCAAGCCUCAAGGCAAGAUUGAUUUCAAGGAUGUCACUUUUGCUUACCCGACCCGCAACGAAAAGAAUAUCUUGAAGAGCUUCUCCUUGAGUAUUCCCGCUGGCAAGACGGUCGCUUUGGUAGGAUCGAGUGGACACGGAAAGUCGACGGUCGCUGCACUGAUUCAACGAUUCUAUGAUCCCGUUGCGGGAUCAAUCUCAAUGGAUGGUGCCGACUUGAAGGAUAUGAAUGUCCAAUGGCUGCGGGAACAAAUUGGCGUCGUUUCACAAGAACCGAGUCUGUUUGCGAGCACUAUCCGCGAGAACAUCAAGAUUGCCUUUCCCGAAGCGGGACAACAAGACAUCGAAGAGGCAGCAAGGAGGGCAAAUGCCCAUGACUUUAUCACAUCUUUUCCGGAUGGAUAUGAGACUCACGUUGGUCAAGGUGGUGCACAAUUAUCUGGAGGCCAGAAGCAACGGAUUGCCAUCGCUCGAGCUCUGAUUCGCCGACCACGCAUUCUGCUUCUUGACGAGGCCACAUCGGCCUUGGAUAGUGAAUCCGAAGCAGUGGUGCAGGAAGCCAUCGACAGAAUUAUGGAAGAACAAAUGCAAAGUGUCAUUAUUGUGGCUCAUCGAUUGUCGACCGUCCGAAAUGCAGACUCCAUAGUGGUAGUUCAUCAAGGUGCCGCAGUGGAACAAGGGACUUACGAUGAACUCAUGCGAAAGAAGUCGCAUUUCUUCCGUCUCGUGGAAGAGGGGCAAUCGGGAUCCAGUCAAUCUAGUUUGGGAGCGUCUUCAACCGAAUCCAUGACUGACGAAUGCCUGUCGUUCACUGAUGAGGAAGAACCAUCAGAAGAAAUGAGACAGAACAGUGAAUGCUUACUCUCGUUUCAAGAUGUCCACUUUCAUUAUCCAUCUCGCCCAUCAUCCAAAAUUUUCAGAGGACUCGAUCUUCAAAUCCACCAAGGCGAGACACUUGCUCUUGUUGGUCCAAGUGGCCAAGGAAAAAGCACCAUUAUUCAGCUUUUGGAAGGGUUCUACCGUCCAACAAAGGGGACCAUUUCCUACAAGGGCACCAAUGUCGAAGACAUCAACGUGGACUGGUUGAGAAAACAAUUUGGACUUGUCAGCCAAGAACCAAACCUAUUCCAUGCAUCCAUCACCGAUAACAUUCGAUUUGGUAGCCCAGACGCAACUCAGGCAGAUAUCGAAGAGGCAGCCAAGGCAGCAAACGCUCAUGAUUUCAUAAUGUCGUUCCCUAACAAAUACGACACCAUUGUCGGAGCAACUGGAUCGACCAAGGUAUCGGGUGGAGAAAAACAGCGAAUCGCCAUUGCUCGUUCACUUCUUCGUAAGCCAAAGGUUCUGCUCUUGGACGAAGCCACGUCGGCAUUAGAUUCUGCAUCAGAACGGGUCGUUCAAGCAGCCCUAGACAAAAUUAUGGCGGACCAAAGCCAGACAACCAUUGUAAUUGCGCACCGUCUUUCUACCAUCCGAAAUGCAGAUAGAAUCGCUGUCGUUGACCGAGGCCGUGUUUGUGAGCUUGGUACACAUACUGAGCUCAUGAUGUUGGAGGAGGGUAUGUACCGAAAACUUCAAAGUUUGCAGAAUAUGGACUCUGCGGAACGGAACACUCUAGUCACAACCAAACGUGAGAACUCUUCGAAUGGGCCAAAGGCUGAUGCAUAUUGUGAAACUGAGGAGGAGAAAGCACAUGACACGGAUGACGUGGUUGAAGAAAAAGACAGCGACAAUGUCAUUCGCAAAGCAAGAAAAUUCAGUGAAGGUGACUAUGGACUAUUUUUGAUAGGUUCGCUCGGAGCUGUUCUUGCAGGUUUGAUGUUCCCAGGUUGGGGAUUCACAUUUGCCUACAUGAUCGAACUCUUGUACCGACCGGUGCCUGUCUGCAAUGCCGACUUUAGAACGUGCCAAGAGCAAUGGGAUCUCGUUGCUGAUGAAAUGCAAGACCUGUCUUUCAAGGUUGCCUGUGGUCUCGCGGGGGUCAUUUGCUCGGCAGUCUUGGGACAUUCCCUAGUCUGGUAUGGAUUCGGAACCGCCGCCGAAAGGCUCAACAAGAAAGUUCGAGACGCUGUAUUCAAGAACAUCAUGCGGCAAGAAGUUGCUUGGUUUGAUACGCAAUCUGUAGACGCAUUAGCGAGCCGAGUGGCAGAUGAUACCGCUCUUUUGAACACCUUUUGUGGGAGUCCAAUUCGCAUGCUAAUCAUGAAUAUGUCCAGUGUGCUUGUGGGAAUUGUUACGUCAUUCUUUUUCAUGUGGCCAUUCGCAGUUGUUGCUGUCUUCACAUUGCCCUUCCUUGUGUUUGCUGCUCGUGCCAGAGUGAAGAUGUUCUUGGGAGAAGAUGAAGGAACCUAUAAGGAGGAAAAUGAAAAGAGCUCUGGUGGCAUUGUUAUCGAGACACUAUCGAAUAUCCGAACUGUUGCUUCCUUGGGUAUUGAAAGCGUAUGCUCCAAGAAGUAUUUGGAGACCCUACAAAUUGAAGAGCCAAGUUCCAUUUCAAUCAACAUGCGGAAGGCUAGCAUGGGACUGGGUCAACUGAUUCGAGUUUGGUGCAUCGCCUUGUUCUUCUGGUGGGGUGGUUACAUUCUACACACCCAACCUGGCAAAUACUCACUGCGCGACUUCUUGAUUUCAAUGUUUUCAUUGCUAUUCUCUAUAACGGGAAUGGCCAUGUCCAUGCAAGGCGUUUCUGACCCUAAAGUCGCCAAAGAGGCCGCAAAGCGGGUGUUUGGGCUUAUUGAAAGACCGAGUGCUAUUGAUCCGUUGAGCACAGAUGGAAGAAAAGAUCUAUAG